Molecule: messenger RNA, 4105 nt
Organism: Trachymyrmex septentrionalis
Lineage: Eukaryota; Metazoa; Arthropoda; Insecta; Hymenoptera; Formicidae
Gene: bif
Exons: 2
Biological process (GO): neuronal signal transduction; chemotaxis
Cellular component (GO): rough endoplasmic reticulum membrane; nuclear membrane
Molecular function (GO): microtubule binding
Source: RefSeq, a predicted model, not a curated record
GAUUCUCGUCGCAGUGCCGUGCGCGUGUGCGACGCGUGUGCGACGACGGAUGUUCUGAUUUGCUCCGCGGCACAGGUGCGGUUAUUCCACCCGUUCGAUCGCUUGCAAUCGCUCGCGGCAACGCGGUGCGGACCGAUCAGGAACGAUCGCGAGAGCGGCAGGUGGACGCGCGUGGUUAAACGCUUUUGCGAAACAGAAGAGUGCCGCUCUUUCGGUGGGAGUGGGAUAGCGACAGGGAGAGAGAAAGAGAGAGAGAGAGAGAGAGAGGAGAAUGGAAAGGCGAUCGAUUUUCGCGUAGUGUCCAACGCUCCGGAGAGCCCUUUCUCGCCGAUCAAUCGAAAGGCACACUGGAUCUGGAUCAGUAGAAUCCGCGAAAGCAUGUAAACAUCCGCUCGGACGAUACGACCAGAGAGAGAUACACGGACGGAGCAACGAACGUACCUUCGUCUCUCCUUCACAAAAUCGUGUGUGUUCGCCGCGCGCGUGCUCGACCGUAUGUCGGCAGUCAUCGAUUUUCCGGCGAUCGUGUGUGGCCGGUACGACUCGUCGCCGGUAAGAAUCCCCAAGUACGAGAGUAUGAAGAGGUGGAGCUAUCGCGCAGUCAAGGAAACCGCGUAAGAACGACGUGCGUUGCCAACGUACGUACGUGCGUGCGUGCGUGCAUGCGUGCGUGCGUGCGUGCGUACGCGCAGACGUCGCGGUGUUGUGUGGUGCCGCGAGGAAGCCGAGAGAAAGAGAGAAAGCGCGACGGUGAAAGAAGGAUCGAGCGAGCAAAAAGAGCAAGAGAGAGUUACUUGAAUACUGACGGCGCGCGUUCAACAUGGCUACCGCCGGCAGCAACGCGACGGCGAACGCCGGCAACGAGGCGAGCGGCACCAGCAACGUGCCGCAAUGGAAGCGGGAUCUGAUACAGCGUCGCCGUCAGCAGAGCAAGGUCCUCGCGAACAACGGCGCGAGCGUCAAAUUGUGCAGCGCGGUAAUAGGCACCUCGUCGUCGUCGUCGGUAACGUCAGCGAGCGCGACGACGCCCGACGCAGGCGUCGGCGCCGGCGUCGUCGCCGUCGCCAUCGAGCAGAGCGCAGCGACGGAGCAUCACGCGCUUCGUGCAACGCACUUAACGACGACCAACGAGGAUACCACGGUAACCACGGCUGCUGGUGGUAAUAGUGCUGCGUUGCUAUCCUCCCCCUCCUCCUGUCCCGCGAGAAGGCCGCCGUCCGGUGGCGCCACCACCGCCGCCGGCGGAGCAACGGCGGCGGCAACGGCCGUCGACUUCGCCUCACCACUACCAGUCGCGUACAACAUGCGUCUCGAGGCGGAUUUGUCGCUCUGCUCGGACGCGGAGGAUGUCGUGAACGGCGCGCCGGCUAAAUUCGCGGAAAUUUCGUCGGAACGGAAAUUGUCGGAUUACAACAUCGGCGAGGAGAACGAGGACGCGACCUCGAGAACGGCGGACGGCAAGCCGUUGAGAGCGAGGAUGAACGAGAGUAACGAGAGCAACGAGUCGUCGCAGCGCGACGAGAUUCGCGCCGUCUUGACCGGAAGACGCGGUAAGGAGAUGUUUUACGGUGGAAAUUUUAGAGUAUUGAAAAGUUUGCGCGUCGCACCAUCGAGUCGCGGCUCCAGCGAGGAAGCGGAGAGCGACAGUUCCGAGGAGCUGCAGUACGGACCGGGGAUCGUCAACAAGCUCAAGUGCAAGUACCUUAACCUCACUCUGCGCGAGACUAACAAGAGCCGCGCGUCGGUGCAGCGGUUUCGGCGCGCAGCCAGCCUCGAGGAUUUGUUGGACCGAGACGACGAGGAGUCCAGUCACGAAAAGAUCACUACCAGCAGGAAGUACGCGAAGCGAAGCGGCGGUAGUGGCGUCGUCACCGCCGCCUCCACCGUCGCCGUCGCCACCGCCGCCGCUGCCGCCGCCGCCGCCGCCGCCGCCGCCGUCGUUGAAAUAAAGACCGACAGGUACCGGAACGCCUCCCGGGGCAACGACUCGAUGAAGCGGGCGCGCAGCGUCGAGACUUUGAUGAGGUACAACAGCGUGACGGUUGACGAGGCGACGACUGCGCGUCAGGUUCUGGUUACUCGACCGGUAACGAACGGCGUCCGCCAGGAACCGGUCAACGACCACAUCAUUCUCGUCGACCGUACGUCCGUGAAGAUCGAGAGCCGUCUGUGUGAGCUCGACCGGCCCAAACCAGUCAACAAGCCCAAGAGGAUCAAACCGGUACUGGCGGAAACGGAACGACCGCCACCGGAUCUAGUCAAGACCACGAUGAGGAUCUUCGAGAGCUCCGCGAGGAAGCUCAAGCCCAAGGGCGAGGUCGCCGCGAAGGUCGCCACCUUCAAGACCAUCAACGACACGUUCAAGGCACAAACGCAGACGCAGAAGAAGCUGGCGCAGAAACCACCGUUGCAGCCGAAACCUUUCAUCAACGGCGGUGCUCGUUCCGCCGGUGGCAUCGGUUCCCCGAAAAAAAUCGUGCUACCGCACAAGCCGACCGCCGAACUGAUCGAGACGCAGGACGGCAAGGAGGAGUACCACAUAGACGGCGUCAUCACGGAACCAAUCGCGCAAUCGGUAUCCUCGGUAGUGAGCAAGUUCCAGCAGAUCGAAAAGUCGCACUCGCCCUCUCCGUCGCCGGAACCCUCGAGCUACAAGCUGAAAUUCUCUCCAGCGAACAGCCCGGAACCGCCACAGACGUGCAAACCGAAGUCCGCCACUCUGGAAAUCACCAUCAAGUCACCGCCUGUCACGCCGGUGCUCUCGCCGAGGAUCUUGUCGCCCAGACUCCCGUCCCCAAGCUCGCCGUCACCGGUCAAGGGUGACAAUAUCAGACAGGGCACGCAGAGUCCCUCCUCUCCCAUCAAGGACUUGAUCCGCAUCCAGAUCCCAAGUCCGCUUCACAAACCGCCGCUACCACCGAGCCCCGUCAAGGGAGAACCCUCGAAGACGGAGGCGGAAUCGAAAGCCGUUUGUCCGCAAAUCGACAAGGAGAUUCCUAGAACGAACGUCGAAAGUCCCAAGCAGGUACGCCUUCCAGAAUCGUCCAUCGAUGUGGAAUGGAGAGAAGACGUGAAAUCGAGCCGCGUCGCGGCAUUCAACGAUGGGGAGAAGAACGUCGACGAGGAGAUUGUUGACGGUCCGAGAACCAUCUCCAAGGUCGCCUUGGACAACAUCGGCAAGGCGGGAACGAUAAUGCAGUUCAAUUUUGGCGACAAGUCCACGAGCGACAAGAGUUAUUUACCGGGUGGUACGAAGCUGAAUGGUCAAAAGUCGGCGGACGAACCGAUGCCAGAGGAAGAUUAUUGCGUGAAGACGGAGUGUAAGAGCAAGGUAGGUGCACCUUCCAACAUUGCGACUUCCAAAGUAUCCUCGAGAUUGCAAGAAAGGCUCGAGCCUGAGGAGGAGAGCGACGACAAGGAUAUCGAGGAGAAGCUGAUCGUACCGGAGAAUAGACCUAUCGGCGCUAUUUGUAGCUUGGGCUUAAUCAAAACCGCGACGACAACGACGACGGCGACAUCACCGUCGACUACGUAUUCGCAGAGCAAUAACGAGGCGAAGACGAUACGAUGUCAGCAGAAAAGCGAGUUCUCGCCGCCGCAGAAGCAGAUCGGCAUCAUACGGCCGCUUGUCUCUACGAAGGCACAACAUCCGCAGCAGAAUCUGAGCAAUCGUGAGCUCGAGAAGAACCUGAUCAAUCGAGUCAAGAGCAUCGAACAGCCCACUAAAGUGGUGGUGAGUCUGAAGAGCGCCGACGAGAUACAACCCGCGAAGAAGACGAGUGCUGGAGGUGGCGGCGGUGGUCUCUGGGACACGAAACCAUGGAAUCAGCAGAACAACACGAUGGUAUUUAACUUCAGUAAUCGAAAGGACGUGCCGGAUUACAUAGAGAAUGACGGCCUCAUCAUUAGGAGAAAGCGGGAUAAGCCGAAGGUUGGUGAUGGUGGCAUUAUAAUGCUCGAUGCUACUUUAGAUGCCUCUACGACCGACGAUGCUGAGUGGGAAAUCUCUGGGGGUCCACCGUCGCCUUGCGACGUGUCGUUUCUCAACGACAAUGUUCUCAUCAAUGGGCGCAGCAACCUCUCGAGGACGCCACGAAAUCAUAAG